This is a messenger RNA of Fonticula alba, 735 nucleotides long. RefSeq lists its product as hypothetical. The transcript has a single exon. Bases 1 to 735 code for a protein of 244 amino acids. The record is from RefSeq and is a predicted model, not a curated record. NCBI's taxonomy places the organism in Eukaryota, Rotosphaerida, Fonticulaceae.
AUGCGGAUGAUGGUUCGCACGCGGGGCACGGAGAUGCCCACUUGCUCGGCAAUUUCACUGUACGUCAGUGGUGGGCUGGCCUUCUGGGCCAAAUACAACGCCCGGUCCACUUGGGCUUGGUUGAUGAUCCAACGCCGGCGAGUGGACAGGCGCACCGCCUCAGCCAGCAGCCACCGGGCCAGGUCCUCGGAGGUAUUCAAGUGCGAGGCCACCUGGGCCGGGGUGAUGGUUGGCUCGACCUGCAGGAUGGCCAUCGUCUGGUUGAUGAGCUCCGGCGGCAGGGGAGAUGCUCGAAUUGUGCGCCGCACGUGCAGCACAACACGUCGCGCCACAAACAGCGGGAUAUCCAACGAAUUGGCCACAUCGGACACUCGGACUGUCGGGUCCGCCCGAAGCAGCGCCAUUACCUCGUUGACCAGCUUCUUGUCCAGGGGGGUUGCCCGGAGGGCGGCUCGACUCUCGCGCAAGGCCCGCCGAGCCAGGUCUAUCGGCAGGUCCAGCUCCGUGACAACGUCCUCAAGGCGACUUAGGGGCUUUUCCCGGAGCAGGUCCGUCACGCGACCGAGCACUUCGGGCGGAAUGGGCGGCGUGCGGAUAGACCGCACAGAGCGUCGGACCAGCGACAGCGGAGCAUCCAGCCGCUUGGCCAUGACGGCCAAGCUCAAAUCCGGCUCCUGCUCCAGCAGCCGUGCCACAUCCUGCUUGAGCCCCUCGGGGAUGGGCGGCCUCUUGUAA